UACAGGAAUUGGAUCUAACGAAAAAAAAAAUUGCUGCAAUGAAACUUCUUGGUGCUCUGGUAUUUUUGGCCCUUUGCUAUGAAAUUCAAUCGGCAGCAACUCGUUUCUGUGGCCAAAAUUUGGUUCAGAUUCUGGACGCUGUGUGUGUAGAUGGUUUCUAUGGCAUGCAGAUGAGUAAAAAGUCCAUGGGACGACUACUUCAUCAUGGAUUAUUGGAUGUAAUUGGAUCAAAUGAAAUCGACAAUGAGGCACACCCUAAAUCCAGUUCCCUGCUCAGUGAUAUGUUGUCUGGCGAGGGAUUGAAUGGUCUAGCCAAGACUCGCAGACAACGUCAUUUGAAUGGAGUCUAUGAUGAAUGCUGUCGAAAAGGUUGUACAUUGAAUGAAAUCGCCGGAUACUGCCUUUAAAUGAUUGCUUGUAUAAAAACCAUCCUCUUACUAUUAUUGAAAAAUUUAGGAUAAUAAUGAAUUUAUGGAAAGAAAGGAUCGGAUCACUUGAACUUUAUUUAUUUAUUAUUUUUAUAAAAUAUAGGUAUUUUUACCCUAAUUAUGUAGAAAUAUCUUUUCCGUGGGUUAGAGGCUCGGUUACCCGUAUAUUUGAUAAUAUUCGAUUCUAUCGAAUGAACUUAUCCACAUAUUUUCAUAAAUAUUGAUAGUUAUUUAACACGUUGAUGUUUUUAAAAUUGUUAGGGAAUUAUAUGGUAAGACAUUUAAGAGUUUGUAUAAUUUAGUUUAUGACCUAA
Molecule: messenger RNA, 742 nt
Organism: Musca domestica (house fly)
Lineage: Eukaryota; Metazoa; Arthropoda; Insecta; Diptera; Muscidae
Product: probable insulin-like peptide 3
Exons: 2
Coding region: 39-407 (122 amino acids)
Cellular component (GO): extracellular region
Molecular function (GO): hormone activity
Source: RefSeq, a predicted model, not a curated record